UUACGUCGAAUUUGUUUUAUUUAGUAUUGUAAGAAAACGCGCGUGAAUGGUCUGGAUUUUUUAGUUUUUAAGUUAUUGAAUUUUUAAUAAACGAAUGGUGUCAAUAUAUGUUUAAGCAAGACACGACGUUUAAAUUUAUUGUCACGUUAAUCUAAGAAAACAAAAGGAAUCAUUAAACGUUUACUAGUCGACGGCAACGCUAAAGUACAACAACACUUAGUUUAUGAAUAAUAACAACAAUGGGUCGCAGUCCAUCUCCUUCGCAUAGAAGGCGUGAAAAAGAACGUUCCGAACGUAAAAAAAGAAGGGAGCGCCGUUCAAGAGAACGCGAAAGGGACCGCGACCCAGAAAUGGCACCAUCAAGUAGCUCUGGUCGUAGUUUAAGACGAAGGUCACCGCAUCGUCACGACCGUGAUAGGGAUCGUAGUCGCAGCCGGGACCGGGAUCGUAGUGAAAGAAACAGCAGACGCCGGUCGAGGUCACGUUCACAUGGACAUGCUUCAACUUCAGCGUCAUCAUCUACACGUCGCCGUGGUGGUGCCAGUUCACGUGUAGAGCGCCCAAAAAUUAGUGAAGCCGAUUUGGAGGGAAAAUCCCCUGAAGAGAUAGAAAUGCUUAAAACUAUGGGUUUCUGUACGUUCGACACAACAAAAAAUCGAAAAGUUGAAGGUAAUGAUGUCGGAGAAGUACAUGUAAUCCUAAAACGCAAGUACCGUCAAUAUAUGAAUCGUAAAGGCGGCUUCAAUCGUCCUUUGGAUUUUGUAGCAUAGGAUUGUCAUAUAAAUGGCAAUUACGUAUGCUUUGUUGCGAUUUUAGCUGCUUUCUAGUUUUAUUGUUAUUUUUUGUUAGAGUUGGUAAUGAUAAAAAUCAUUACUUUCCAAACAAAAAGCCUGCAAUUUUAUGCAAUAGACCGGUUUACAAAAUUUACACAUUUUACAAAUCAAAAUUUCCAUCACAUACAAACCUACCUCUCUAGUUGUUAAAUAAUAUUUAUAGGAUUUUAUAUCUUUUUUAAACUUUAUAUAAAUACAUAUAUACAUAUUUUUAUUA
This is a messenger RNA of Lucilia cuprina (Australian sheep blowfly), 1050 nucleotides long. It is a transcript of the gene ytr, whose product is annotated as U4/U6.U5 small nuclear ribonucleoprotein 27 kDa protein. The transcript has 3 exons. Gene Ontology annotation, biological process: RNA splicing. The record is from RefSeq and is a predicted model, not a curated record. Gene Ontology annotation, cellular component: precatalytic spliceosome. The coding region runs from base 240 to 770 and encodes 176 amino acids. Lineage: Eukaryota; Metazoa; Arthropoda; Insecta; Diptera; Calliphoridae.